AUGGGUGGAAGUAGGAAAAAGCACUUUAGCAUAUUUCCCAUUUUCUUCUUUAUUGCGGUAUGGCACGAUAUUGAGCUUCGACUAAUAUAUUGGGCCGGUAUUGUCUGCAUAUGCUUCUUUCAAGAGAUAUUGGUCACGCAAGUCCUGCUCCACCCCAAGACCCGAUUAGCCAUUGCACUGGCAAAACGGCCGGUGUUCUACAGGUACGUUCGCAUUAUGGGGGCGAGUAUUGGCAUGAUACAGCUCAUCGUUAUGAACCUUAUUGGCUUUGGCAUAGGUAUUAGUGGUGCAGGUUCAAAUUUUGCGGCGCUGUGGAAUGAGGCGCCCAUUUCAUUCUUACUGCUUAUGUUUUUGUACUUCUGCAUGGCUUCCGUCAUUUCCAUCCAGGACAGGGAUCGAGAGCAGUUUGAGGAACACCAGAACCGCAUCAGGUAUGGUCUAGCCGGUAGUGGUGGUGCGGCUGCGACGAAGGGUGUCGUCAGCAGCGGCGUCUUCACUGUAGAAACGGGCAUAACAAUCGAAAAUGGAGUGCAACAGGACAGUGUGAGAUAUCUGUAA
Molecule: messenger RNA, 558 nt
Organism: Trypanosoma grayi
Lineage: Eukaryota; Euglenozoa; Kinetoplastea; Trypanosomatida; Trypanosomatidae
Product: putative GUP1
Exons: 1
Coding region: 1-558 (185 amino acids)
Cellular component (GO): endoplasmic reticulum
Molecular function (GO): acyltransferase activity
Source: RefSeq, a predicted model, not a curated record